Schistocerca serialis cubense is the source of this 1872-nucleotide messenger RNA. RefSeq lists its product as uncharacterized. The transcript has a single exon. NCBI's taxonomy places the organism in Eukaryota, Metazoa, Arthropoda, Insecta, Orthoptera, Acrididae. The coding region runs from base 1 to 1872 and encodes 623 amino acids. The record is from RefSeq and is a predicted model, not a curated record.
AUGAACGGAAGUGACGGUGCAGGCGACAGCCUUGGCACUGGAGACAGUGACGGCUCUGGAGACAGCGAUGGCUCUGAAGACAGUGACGGCACUGGAGACAGUGAUGGCUCCGGAGACAGCGAUGGCUCUGGAGACAGUGACGGCACUGGAGACAGCGACGGCUCUGGAGACAGUGAUGGCUCUGUAGACAGCGACGGCACUGGAGACAGCGACGGCUCUGGAGACAGCGAUGGCUCUGCAGACAGCGACGGCACUGGAGACAGCGACGGUUCUGGAUACACCGAUGGCUCUGGAGACAGCGACGGCACUGGAGACAGCGAUGGCACUGGAGAAAGCUUUGUCACACUUGGCAAGGGUGAUAACAUUGACAAGGAUGACAGCAUCAGUGUGCUCGGCACGGGUGAAUGCGUUGGCGUGCUCGGUGCGGAUGACUCUGUUGGCGUGCUCGGUGUGGACAACUCUAUUGGCAUGCUCGGUGCGGGCAACUCCGUCGGCAUGCUCGGCGCUGGCAACUCUGUUGGCAUGGUUGGCGCGGGCGAAUCUGUUGGCAUGCUUGGUGGGGGCGACUCUGUUAGCGUGCUCGGUGUGGACAGCUCUAUUGGCAUGCUCGGUGCGGGCAACUCCGUCGGCAUGCUCGGCGCUGGCGACUCUGUUGGCAUGCUUGGCGCGGGCGACUCUGUUCGCAUGCUCGGUGGGGGCGACUCUGUUAGCGUGCUCGGUGUGGACAGCUCUAUUGGCAUGCUCAGUGCAGGCAACUCCGUCGGCACACUCGGCGCUGGCGACUCUGUUGGCAUGGUCGGCACAGGCAACUCUGUUGGCAUGCUCGGCACGGGCGACUCCGUUUGCAUGCUCAGUGGGGACAACUCAGUAGGCAUGCUUGGAGCGGGCGACUGUGCUAGCGAGUGCAGUGCAAGUGACUGCGGUGGAGCACUUGGCAUGGGUGACUCCGUUUGCACGCUCAGCAGGGGCAACUCAGUAGGCAUGCUUGGAGUGGGUGACUGUGCUGGCGAGUGUGGUGCAAGCGACUGUGGUAGAGCACUUGGCAUGGGUGACUCCGUUGGCAUGCUCAGUGGGGGCAACUUAGUAGGCAUGCUUGGAGCGGGCGACUGUGCUGGCGAGUGCGGUGCAAGCGACUGUGGUGGAGCACUUGACACGUGUGACUCCGUUGGCAUGCUCAGCGGGGGCAACUCAGUAGGCAUGCUUGGAGCCGGCGACUGUGCUGGCGAGUGCGGUGCAUGCGACUGCGGUGGAGCACUUGGCACGGGUGACUCCGUUGGCAUGCUCAGUGGGGGCAACUCAGUAGGCAUGCUUGGAGCCAGCGACUGUGCUGGCGAGUGCGGUGCAUGCAACUGCGGUGGAGCACUUGGCACGGGUGACUCCGUUGGCAUGCUCAGCAGGGGCAACUCAGGAGGCAUGCUUGGAGCAGGUGACUGUGCUGGCGAGUGUAGUGCAAGCGACUGUGGUGGAGCACUUGGCACGGGUGACUCUGUUGGCAUGCUCAGCGGGGGCAACUCAGUAGGCAUGCUUGGAGCGGGUGACUGUGCUGGCGAGUGCGGUGCAAGCGACUGCGGUAGAGCACUUGGCACGGGUGACUGCAUUGGCGUGGGUGACUGCAUUGGCACACUCGGCGCAGAUGACAUUUUUAGCACACAGUUUUGGUGCACUGGGCCCAGUAGACAAGUUGUAGCAUGCAGUACAGGUGACAGUGUUGGUAUGCACUCCACGGGUGACAGUACUCGCGCAUGCAACACUGUUGCUGCCCUCUAUGUGGGUGGGCGACAGUGCUCGCACACUCAGCAGGGGCGGGCGACACUGAUGGCACACUCGAUGAGGGCAGGCGACACUGCUGGCACAGUCAGCGAGGACAGGUAA